AUGGGCAAAUCCUCACCCCGCUGGGCAUUGCUGGGCUUCAGGGCUCUCGCACCGUCGAUAUACAUCAAAGAAGCCCCCCGCUCUUCGUCAUCCGUGUCAUCGACCGCUUCUGAUCUCAGCUCCGACUCUUGGGCGAGCCGCAUCAGCACGACAAGCCCCUCCCUUAUCCUCCUCACCUCCUGGACGGGUGCCGACCCGAGACACGUCGUUAAAUACACGAAGCGGUACCAUGAGCUUUAUCCGUACGCAACCGUCAUGGUCAUCACGACGGUGAUACAAGACCUCGUCUUCCGCUCAGCCCAGGAAAAGGUCGCCGCGCUGGCCCCGGCUGUCGAGUUCCUCCGCCGGCACGUCAGCACGCAGCUGAAGCGGCCCACAAUGCUCCUACACGCCUUCUCCGAGGGAGGAUCCAACAAGGCCGUCUGCCUUGCCCAGGCCUACCUGGACGGCACGGGAUGCCGGCUGCCCAUAGGCGCGUUCGUUUUCGAUAGCACGCCAGGCAAGCCGCACUUUUCGUCCAACGUUGCCGCCUUCAAGCGCUCGCUGCCGUCCAACAAGGCCAUCCGCGCCGUAGGGGUCCCGGUCGGCAUCGUGGUGUUGGGCGCAGUGUACGGAACAUUCCACGUGAUCAAGGGGUAUGAGAAUAACGUAAUCUGUCAAACGCGGAACUCGCUCAACGACGAGACGUUGUGGGACGUCGCGGGCACGCCGCGGACGUAUGUCUUCUCCGAGGCCGAUGACCUCAUUGUAUGGGAAGACAUCGUAGACCAUGCGCAGGAAAGCGCCGAGCUACUGGGGAUCGAGAGCGCUCUGGUUCGCUUCAAAAAGAGCGGGCAUUGCAACCAUGUUCGAGAAAACGAGCAGGCGUAUUGGGCUGCCGUGGUGAGGACUUGGGAGGCGCAAUAUGUCGGGCAAGCCUUCUGA
Colletotrichum graminicola M1.001 is the source of this 924-nucleotide messenger RNA. RefSeq lists its product as uncharacterized. The transcript has a single exon. The record is from RefSeq and is a predicted model, not a curated record. The coding region runs from base 1 to 924 and encodes 307 amino acids. Lineage: Eukaryota; Fungi; Ascomycota; Sordariomycetes; Glomerellales; Glomerellaceae.